Cooperia oncophora is the source of this 447-nucleotide messenger RNA. The record is from the annotation of a GenBank genome assembly. NCBI's taxonomy places the organism in Eukaryota, Metazoa, Nematoda, Chromadorea, Rhabditida, Trichostrongylidae.
AUGUCCGAGGACACUCAUCUGAAACAUUGCGAGGAUAAUCCCCAGACGUCCACGGAGAGUGACCCACUGUCAUCGUUCUCAUGCACAUUGCUGGAAUUGGAUGAGAAUAAGGGGUUGACGCCACGCUUUCGUAAGCUCGGUGUUAAACUACCGAAACUUCGAAAGAAAGCAUCUGACUUUGUGUUUUUACGGAUUAUUGGCGAAGGAGCUUAUAGUACGGUAUACCUCGCUCGUGAGCUUCGUGGUGAUCAAACCCUAGCUAUUAAAGUGGUCCAAAAGGAUUUUGUUAUUCGGCAUCAGAAGUUAGACGCAACCGUUCGGGAGAAGCACGUGUUGGCGUCGCUCAGUUAUGAACGGGGUGGCCAUCCAUUUGUAACUCGGCUGUAUUGCACAUUUCACGAUCCGGAACGAUUAUGUAGGUUUUAUUCAAUCAUUAGUUAUUACUAG